Messenger RNA from Phalaenopsis equestris, 3029 nucleotides. RefSeq names its product pentatricopeptide repeat-containing protein At1g03100, mitochondrial. The transcript has 3 exons. Lineage: Eukaryota; Viridiplantae; Streptophyta; Magnoliopsida; Asparagales; Orchidaceae. The record is from RefSeq and is a predicted model, not a curated record. Gene Ontology annotation, molecular function: protein binding. The coding region runs from base 522 to 2825 and encodes 767 amino acids.
CUUACCCGAACUGCGUAAUAACGCUUGUCUCCAAGAAUUGUUAGGCUAACGGUGCAGUCCUCCGGAAUUCUACCUGAGAAAAGUCGACCCGGCUCGCCGGAACUAGACUGUAUAUCUCCAUCGGAGUAGUGUACUGGUCGCUGGUCUUGGCUUGCCGCCGGCGAACUUGUAGAGACAAGUGAAGAAGGAGGCCGUCGAGCCCUAGUUCUCCGGUGAUUGGGAUUGUUAGAGUGCGGGAAUGUCGUCUUUUAAACUGGUGUGAAAUAGAGUUUAAUCUGCUGCAUUGGACAUAUCACAGUUUAUUUCUUUCGCUAGGGAGAGUGAUUUCAAGCUCCCAACAUUUCUCUUUGUGCAUUUUGAUUGAUUUAAGCCCUUUUAAGAAGGUUUAGUUGCAGAGUGGACAUUCUUAUGCUGUAUUGAAUUACAAUGUGUCGUCUUUUGAUGGAUGGAAAUCCAUGGAGUCCUGGCAUAAGUUGUCCAAGUAAAGCCUAAUAUGUAGAGUUGCCCUGUGAUUAGCAAAAAUGUAUUCCAUCAGGAAAUCUGCUUUUCAAACUUCUCCUUUAUGUCUUUUGUUUCACCUUCAUUCGUGGAAGGUGAACAAUAUUCAGUUGGAACAUCUGAAGCUUGGACCUUUCAAGCUUGUCAUGGCAUCACCUUAUGUCUCCCAAGAAACUGUUGUACUCUCAAAGAGCAACUCUGAACAAUUCCAAAACCUUUUACCAACUACAGCUGAACCAAUAUUAGUUCAAGCUCGUGAUCCUUCUCAACUUGCGUUAAAUAUACUAUAUGCGAUAGACGAAGAAAGAUUUGAAGACGCUUUGAAUGAAUAUGAGAAGCUUGUGCAUAUGGAUGGCUUCCCUCGUAAAUCAAUUUUGAACAAACUCAUUGCAGGUCUUGCUGAGAGCUGUGAUUCCUUUUGGCUCCAAAAAGCUUCUAAUAUAGUAGAUAUCGUCUUUAAUGAAAAGCCCAAUCUUUUGGACAAAGAACCUCUUCUUUUUCUUUCAUUCAUCCUUUCAAGGUGCCAACAACCUAUUCUCGCCGCAAAUGCUUUGAGAAAAUUGGUUCAGACAGAAGAAUUUCCCCCUGUUUCAGCUUGGUCUGGUGUCAUAGGCUAUCUGUGUCAAACUGCUGAUGGUGCCUUUCUUGCUGCUGAGCUGAUUAUGGAAAUUGGUUUUCUCUUUAAGGACAAUAGGGUUGAUCCUAGGAAGAAGAUCAACCGGCCAUUGCUAUCAAUGAAGCCAAACUCCCUUGUCUUUAAUCUAGCACUCACUGGAUGCAUAUUACAUGAGCUUACAAGAAAAGGUGAUCAGCUUCUCCAGCUAAUGCCUCGAGUUGGGGUGAAGGCUGAUGCUGGCUUGCUGAUUACAAUGGCUCACAUAUACGAGAAAAAUGGGUGGAGGGAUGAGAUAAAUAAACUGAAACGGUUUGUUGAUGAGUCGUGUGAUCUCACAGACUCCCAAUUUCAGCAGUUUUAUAACUGCUUAUUGUCCUCACAUUUGAAAUUUGGUGACUUAGAUUCUGCUACAGGUUUGAUAUUGGAUAUGCUCAGAAAGGCAGGCGAAGCAAAGCGUUCGCUGGCUGCUGUAAAUUGCAUGCUAGAAGCUGUUGAGGGUGGAAAUAAGGUCUCUCAUCUUCAUAAUUCUGAAACUGAUAAAUGUGUGUUGCUUGAAAGCCCAGCUCCAACUUAUGCUGAAUUCACAAAAGACCGUAAUUUUUCUAGGCUUGAAACUGAGGCGAAGGAGGCGCUGUCAUUGUUGUCAGAAAAGUUGAAGGCUCGUGUUGAACUGGUUGGAUCUAAAGAUGGCAUUCUUCACCCAACUGAGAAAAUCUAUGCAAAACUUGUGAGAGGAUUCUUGGAAAUAAGUAGAAUAAGCGAUUUGGCAGCUUUUCUUGUCAAAGCUAGUAAAGAGGAAUCACCUGUCUCCGUAGAGAACUCAACUGUUGUUCAGGUGAUUGAUGCAUGUGUUUCUCUAGGUUUGUUGGAACAAGCACAUGACCUCUUGGAUGAGAUGAGAUUUUACAGAGUCAAAGUAGGUUCCUCUGUUUAUUCUUCUCUCUUAAAGGCUUAUUGCAAGGAGAAUCGUCAUGCUGAGAUCGACACACUUUUAAAAGAUGCUCGUAAGGCAGGCAUUCAGCUUGAUUCCAGUUGUUACGAGUCUUUGAUACAAUCUCGGGCGCGUCAUAAUGAUUCAAGUGGAGCUCUUCAUCUUUUUAAAGAGAUGAAAGCUUCUAAUAUAUCAAGAUCAGGUAAUAAUGAGUUUGAAAAGUUGGUGGAAGGCUGCUCACGGAGUGGUGAAGCUGGCCUGAUGUCUAAGCUACUAGAAGAAAUAAAAUACAACCAGAAGACGGAUUAUGGUGUUCAUGAUUGGAACAAUGUGAUACACUUCUUUUGCAAGAAGAAGAUGAUGCAUGAUGCUCAGAAAGCCUUGAACAAGAUGAGGGCUUUGGGAUACAUCCCUAAUGCCCACACGUUUCACUCGUUGGUCACCGGCUAUGCCGCUAUUGGAGGUAAGUAUGUUGAAGUUACGGAUUUGUGGGGCGAAAUGAAAGUACUUGCAAGUUCCGGCUCGGUGAAACUUGAUCAAGAGUUGUUGGAUUUGUUCUUGUAUUGUUUUGUGAGAGGUGGCUUCUUUCUUCGGGCGAUGGAAGUCAUUGAGAAAAUGGAGGCGGAAAGAAUGUUUAUUGAUAAGUACAAGUAUAGGUCACUUUGGCUGAAGUAUCACAGGACUUUGUACAAAGGAAAAGCACCUAAGAUCCAGACUGAGGCUCAGUAUAAGAGGAGAGAAGCAGGUUUGGGCUUCAAGAAAUGGAUAGGGCUGACAUGAAAGACAAUUUGAGUGCUAGACCUUAUACUUAGAAUCAAUUAUUUUGCAUAUUACUAAAUUGACUGCAGUUCUUUUGGGAAUAGUAAAGUCUCUUCUAUACCUCAGGUAUUUAGUGAUCAAAUCUACUAACAUUUUUUUUGGGCAUGUACAUUCAUUCCACUCAGUUCCAAUGUAUUUACAUAUCUAGAACCUAAACUUUACUUC